AUGCCCACCAUCGCUAAAUUGUUCAAGCAAGUCGAGGCUCUCGUCUACAACCAGCGCGCCAUCGCCGACACCGAGACGCGCGUCUCCGUCGCCGAGAACGGGGACAAUUUCCACAUCCGUUGGAGCGCACACCCUGACGCCCCUGGGGUCCCGCUCGCUGAGCUCUACCAACUGGCACGCAGACUCGUGGAUGCCUACCGUGCGGACGCGGACAAUAUCAUGGUCACGCUCACCGAAAAUGGCCAGGGCUUCCGCCUGCGUUGGAUCUACAAUGGCGCGGUGCCGCCGCAGCCGCGUCAUAUAGACGGGGACAUGAGCCUGAGGGCGUUAGCGGAUCCUGACGCCGCGUCUGAGGCGUCCUCGACUUCAGACGGGGAGUUUAUGGUUCUGUCUGACGAGGAAGACGACGAUACGACGAUAAAUGGCGAGGAGGUGAACGAGCACGAUAUGCACCCGGAUGACUUGACGAACCAUAUUAUGGUGGGCCUUCGAGAGGUAGGGCGGGGGUUGGAUGAAGACGGACGGGUUGUUCCUCUUGAUGGAGCAAGACGCUCUGAGGCAGGGCUCGACGCUCCUCAGCAAGAUCGUUCUGACUCGACUGGCUCGAACCAUAACAACAUUGAUGAGGCCCGGUCGCCUACGCCAGGGCCCUCUCGCCCUAGUGCCUCAAGGGGCGCACAGCCGCUGGGGCGGACGGACACCGAGAUUGUCGACCACAGGGCUGGAGUUCGUCCCGGAAACGUCAAUGCACGUCAAAACUAUAGGCUCGCACCAGGUUUCCAGAAGCAAAUUGAGGAAGAGAUGGCUCGUGAGUUCCGUCGCCGCUGCUGCGGCAAGAACCUCAGGAGCCCCGCUAAACGCAAGUAG
This is a messenger RNA of Gloeophyllum trabeum ATCC 11539, 867 nucleotides long. RefSeq lists its product as uncharacterized. The transcript has a single exon. Bases 1 to 867 code for a protein of 288 amino acids. The record is from RefSeq and is a predicted model, not a curated record. Lineage: Eukaryota; Fungi; Basidiomycota; Agaricomycetes; Gloeophyllales; Gloeophyllaceae.